Molecule: messenger RNA, 375 nt
Organism: Porites lobata
Lineage: Eukaryota; Metazoa; Cnidaria; Anthozoa; Scleractinia; Poritidae
Source: the annotation of a GenBank genome assembly
AUGGAAGCAGAGGUGCCAAGAUUUGUUCUCCUUGAAGGAACAAUAGAUGACCUCAUAGAUGAGCAAGAAAACAAAAACACGAGUGCAAAGACUGACAGAAGCGUAAGCCUGCUAACAACCUUCCUUCAAAGGGAGGAAGAGAUCAGAAACGUUGAAGAAAUACCUCCUGCUCAACUCAAUGAAUUGCUGAGCGAGUUCGUACUCACUGUCAGUCUGACAGUGAGUCACUGUCAUCUUUGGUUCUGAACCAAAGAUGACACUCAUUUCGAGCCCACAUUACUGCGAGGUAAGAUUGCCAGUUUUGAACGAUACCUCAAACGGAAAAACUAUCAAGCUGGUAUCAUCAACAAUUUAGUGUUUGAGAAAACUCGCAAA